Hymenoscyphus albidus is the source of this 789-nucleotide messenger RNA. NCBI's taxonomy places the organism in Eukaryota, Fungi, Ascomycota, Leotiomycetes, Helotiales, Helotiaceae. The record is from the annotation of a GenBank genome assembly.
AUGGAAACCAUCGACCCCUCCACCGGCCGACCCCUCCCUCCCGACGCAAUCCAAAGAAUCCUCUUCAUCGCUCCCUCAGUUCACAUCUACAACAUCCCCCCUCUAACCAGCACAAAAGGCUACGUAGCCGCCUCCUGGACCGAGAACAACAAUGCUCGCCUGAUCUUCACCGCCCGUCUGCGGGUGCUAGAAACCGCCGUACCUCUGCCCAACAACGCCGAAUCAGUAAAAGCAGAUAUCCUCCUCGAAGACCCUUCGAAUGGUCAACUCUUUGCUGCCGCACCAUACACCACGCCCGAUGUUGUAGAACAAGUCUUGGACUCGUCCCGCUUCUUCGCGAUCAGAGUCCAAGGCGAGGGAGGGCGGAAAGCAGUCUUAGGAAUUGGAUACGAAGAAAGAAGUGAGGCAUUUGAUUUCAGUGUCGCCCUACAGGAAGUGCGAAAAACACUUAAUAUCGAGGAUAAUGGCAAGGCCGGGGGAAAGAAAGUCGUACAAGCUGAGAAACCGGUUGAGAAGAAGGAUUUCAGUUUGAAGGAGGGGGAGACGAUUACGGUCAGUUUUGGCGGCAAGGGAAGGAGGAAUAUUUCGAGCUCGGGUACGAAAGCGGAGUCUACGGGAGGUGGGCUUGGAGGCUUUUCGUUACCUCCUCCUCCUAGGGGCGCUUCGUUGUUGCCACCCCCGCCGAGUGCGCAGGAGGUCAAGGCACAGAAGAGGUUGAGCAGGGAGGCACCGACGAAACCUCUGGAUGAUUUUGGGUUUGAUGAUGGGGAGUUUGGAGAGUUCCAAUGA